AUGCCUGGCCCUAACAUGAAGCAUCUUACUGGUGUCUUCCGAGCCACAGGCACUCACAAAGCUGCCCGCAAUCGAAAGCCUGUUUCCUGUACGAUAUGUCAGAAACGCAAGUCGAAAUGUGAUCGAGAAAAACCUUCAUGCAGUGCCUGUCAAAAGCGAGGUGACCCGAACGCUUGUUUCUAUAGUGAUACGAGUGUUUCUGGAGGAAGACAAGAAAUGCAACUCAAAGUGGCCAAGCUUGAAGAGAUGGUUAUGCGCCUCGCGGCAGAAUCAGAAGCUUCAAGUGCUCUGCCCAGUGCUAGUACAGAAAGCAGCAUGAGUGGACUCUCUCCUCAGCGAAUAGAAGAAGGAUCCGAUGCAGCGUAUCAUGGAGAGACAUCGUGGGAGGCUGUCUUUAAGGGCAUCCAUGACAUUCAAAAUGUUCUUCACACCCAAGAUGAGUCUGACGGUGGCGAGUCUGAGAUUCUACCUCCUUCUCCAGACAUUGUGAUUGGAGGGAUAUCAUCCAUCACUAUCACCGAUAUUCGCAAUAGCUUACCCUCUCGUCAUGAUGCCGAUGCUCUUGUCAGGAUGUAUUUCAAGUCCAAAUUCAUCGCCAUUCCCUUUAUCCACGAGAGGCAUUUCCGAAGACGUUAUGAGCUUAUGUGGUCCGGCUCUCAUGGCCCUAAUUUCCUGUGGUUGAGUAUCAUGUUCUCAGUGUUGGGCCUUGGUGCUAUGAUCUCGAAAGCCCAAACCCCUUGUCCAGGGUAUGUAGAGGAACCAAAGUUCUACAUUCAGCGCUCAGCCCAGUGUCUUGUCACAGGAGAGUACCUUAAGGCCAAACCGUAUUCUGUCGAAGCACUUAUGAUGUACGCUCAUUCGCGUAAUGUUACCAAAAAAGAUUCAGACGCUACGAUAUGGUCUCUGUACUCGCUCGCUGUCCGUCUUGCACAGCGCAGAGGCUAUCAUCUUGACGCAGCCAGAGUCUCAUCUGCCAUUACGCAAUUUGAGGCCGAGAUGCGCCGACGGACGUGGUUCAUGGUUCAGACUUCUGAUUUACUUUUUUCAUUCCAGCUGGGCAUGCCCCCUAUGGUGUAUCAAGAAGUUUGUGACGCCGGACAUCCUAGAAACUUAUCAGACGAUGACUUUGACGAAGACACCGAGGUGCCUGAGUCUCGUCCCCCCACAGAGCCUACUCCCAUGCUGGCCUGGCAGACCAAAUCCCACCUCUGCCGCCUUUUACGCCGUGCCCUACGGCAUGUUCUCCGUGUUGAGUCACCGCCGUAUGAAGAGACGAUGGCACUCCAGGCAGAGUUAGAAUCAUACCACAAUACCGUGCCUGAAUGCUUUCGCGUCCGUCCCAUUGCCUCCACUCCAUUGGAUGUCCCAGGCUACACCAUCAUGCAUCGACUGAUCAUAGAGAUAUCGUACCUCAAGACGAUUUGUGUGCUCCAUCGCCCCUAUCUCCGCUCCGAGAUGAGCCAGGAACGUUAUCGAGCAUCCCGAGAACUAUGCCGCGCCACGGCUGUUCGAGUUGUUGAACUCCACCUCGAGUUCGAACAUGAGAUUCGAGACGGUGGCCGCAUGCACGAAGAUCGCUUUUUACUCUCGAGCCUUACACUGCAUGACUUUCUAGUUGCAGCCAUGAUCCUGUGCCUGGAUUUAUUGGGAUCAACCGACAUAACCCCGCAAAUACAUCUGCAACAUGUUCGGAUACUUGAACGUGCCCACGAGGUCUGGGAAGAGCGUGGGCUUCACUCCAAGGACGCACGAUACGGAUCAAGGGUUAUUCGUGCAACACUCAACCGAGUUGCUGUGCCACUGAGCGCGAUGUCUAGCUCAGAAGCUCAGAGUCUAGUCAAUACGGCAUAUCCCUACACCGAAACAACUGUAUGCGGUGCGAUCACAGACUUCACUAUGCCUGAUAUGAAUUUUUCCGGAGACUAUGAGGAGUUUCUUCCUCUGAAUACCAUCUUUGGCCCGACCGAGGGCUUCGACUGGGAAUUACCACAAAACGAGUGGAUGGGUAUCAAAAAGUACAAAACCUUGAAUAAGGUCUCGACCCGGCCUUGUUUAUCUCUCAUAAGUCGUAGCGCGUGGCAACACAAGACAACAACAACAACAACAACAAGCAAGUAA
This is a messenger RNA of Fusarium graminearum PH-1, 2118 nucleotides long. RefSeq lists its product as uncharacterized. The transcript has 4 exons. The coding region runs from base 1 to 2118 and encodes 705 amino acids. Lineage: Eukaryota; Fungi; Ascomycota; Sordariomycetes; Hypocreales; Nectriaceae. Gene Ontology annotation, cellular component: nucleus. Gene Ontology annotation, molecular function: DNA binding; DNA-binding transcription factor activity, RNA polymerase II-specific; zinc ion binding. The record is from RefSeq and is a predicted model, not a curated record. Gene Ontology annotation, biological process: regulation of DNA-templated transcription; DNA-templated transcription.